Molecule: messenger RNA, 1319 nt
Organism: Ictalurus furcatus (blue catfish)
Lineage: Eukaryota; Metazoa; Chordata; Actinopteri; Siluriformes; Ictaluridae
Product: bifunctional protein GlmU-like
Exons: 4
Coding region: 435-887 (150 amino acids)
Source: RefSeq, a predicted model, not a curated record
CAUCAAUCACGUGAAGCAAUUUUGGCUGAACGUUUUGUUGGUUUAAAGACAUUCCGCACAUUUAACCUUUACUCCUUUUCCAGUUGUUAUUGAUUGAACUCUUCUAUAGCUCCUAUAACACAUUCUAACUGGGUAAACUUCCUACACUGCAUGCAGCUCUCGUUAUUCUGUGUUUUUCUUUGUAACUUUCAAUAGUUUUUUAGUAACUUUUAACUGUAGCUCUUUUAGUUUUCCUGGUUCCAACAACCAGAAAGGAAAUACAUAUAAAACUGGCCACACGUGUUCAGUGUGAAGUAGGACUUCAAGGGGGCAACUUUGCCAGAAGCCAAAUGAAACAUAAUAGAACACAAUAUUUGAAAACAAUGACAUAUUAGAAGGAGCACAGUAAUAUAAACCUGUGAUUUGCCUAGAAGCUGGAGCUGCUGUUAUGGAAAAUGGAAACUUCAAUGGCCGCACCAGGUUCACCUCUGAGUGUGUUUGCCCUGCGUCUGGGCCCAGGACAGGAGUUACUCUCCUCUUUGCAGGCAUUUGUAGAGGAGAAGCAGCUCAAAGCUCCAUUCAUCAUCACAUGUGUGGGCAGCGUGACAAAGGCAACACUACGAUUGGCCAAUGCAACAGCAGACAACACCAAUCAGGUGAUUCAGCUGCAAGAAUGCUUUGAGAUUGUAUCUCUGGUAGGCACACUAAACACCGAAGCUCAUCUUCACAUCUGCCUGGCUGAUAAGGAGGGUCGAACCGUUGGCGGUCACGUGCUGGGUGACCUGGAAGUGUUCACUACAGCAGAAGUGAUUCUAGGGGAAGCCACUGAUCUGUACUUUACCAGAGAGAUGGACAGCAGGACCGGCUUUCCUGAGCUGGUCAUUCAAAAGCGUCUUGAGCAGACAUGACCUAUUUUAGUGCACUACUGAGAAUGAUCUGUGGACAGGAUGUUUAGAUGUACAGUAAUUCAAUAUAAUACAAAGACUUCUUGUAUUAUAAACCGCCAUAAAUCUUCAUUUUACAUAGUGUAUUCUUACAAAUCAAGCAUUAACUGAUUAAUUGUAAUGAAGAGUUGGAUGAAUUAAAGGUUAAGGACUGACUUUUUGUUUUUAAAAGUGUAUUCUGGGGUUCACAAAAGAGAAUAGAUUAAAAUGAUGAUUAGGCCAUCAGGUGAAUGAAUGGUCGGGCACCAUGAGGCAUUAUGUGGUCUAAAGCAGUUAGUGGACAAAAGCAGUUAGUGCACUUCUGAAAAGAGAGAAAGUGCCAAGGUGAAUCAACACAGUAUUACACAGUCUAAUAUUUUAUUACUGCAAUGUAAUAAAGAUGUGAUUGUAUAAUGA